Molecule: messenger RNA, 3517 nt
Organism: Plutella xylostella (diamondback moth)
Lineage: Eukaryota; Metazoa; Arthropoda; Insecta; Lepidoptera; Plutellidae
Gene: ine
Product: solute carrier family 6 member inebriated
Biological process (GO): amino acid import across plasma membrane; nitrogen compound transport; glial cell growth
Cellular component (GO): plasma membrane
Molecular function (GO): neurotransmitter:sodium symporter activity; osmosensor activity; amino acid:sodium symporter activity
Source: RefSeq, a predicted model, not a curated record
GAUCCAAUCUCCAGCCAGUCAGCCGGCCCGAUCCCCCGGCCUUGCACGCGUCCGCUCCAUUCGCUCGUCGCGCGUCGCCCACGGCGCCUGCGACCGUCCGCGCGACAUGACCCAGUGCCGUGAUACGUUAUGAGCAGAGUCCCCAACAUGGAGGCCGCGGCCGGCUGCGCGGAGUGCUGCGAGCAGGACCGCUCGCGGCUGCUGGGCGCGCCCGGGCCCGCGCCCGCCGUGGCGCCCGCCGGGGCACCCGCCGGCAACAUGCGCAAGGUGAAGAGCUUCAGCGACACGCACCGCCUGCGGGACGCGGGCGCGGCCUCGGGCGCCGCGUCCGCGCGCUGCCUGCGCCCCUACGAGCAGGUCACCCCCUACCCGGAGCCCUCGGAGUGCGGCACCCACCAGUACGCGCCGUCCGUGCGCUCGCUCGCCUCCAUCGGCAUGGGCUGCACCGACGGCCGCAAGAUGGUCAUCCGCCGCGUGCCCACCUCGCCCACGGAGCUGUUCCAUCUAGUCCGCCCUCCUACCCCCCCGGACGAGGAGACGGGCUCGCACGAGAGCGACUGCGACGAGGAGGAAGAAGACGCGGAGACGGUGCACCUCAAGCCGCGCCGCCCCUUCUGGGCCAACAAGAUCCAGUUCGUGCUGGCCUGCGUCGGCUACUCCGUGGGGCUCGGCAACGUGUGGCGGUUCCCUUACUUGUGCUAUAAGAGCGGCGGCGGUGCGUUCCUGAUCCCGUACUUCAUAAUCCUGGUGGUGUGCGGCGUGCCCAUGCUGUUCAUGGAGCUGGCCAUCGGGCAGUACACGGCGCACGGGCCCAUCGGCGCGCUCUCGCAGAUCUGCCCGCUCUUCACAGGUGCAGGAUUGGCUAGCGUGGUGAUCUCAUUUUUAAUGUCCACGUAUUAUGCUGUAAUCAUAGCAUGGGCCAUCUAUUACUUCUUCACGUCCUUCAAGUCGGAGGUUCCGUGGGCGAGCUGCUCCAACCGCUGGAACACGGCGCAGUGCUGGGUGCCGCGCCACAACCACACGCGGCCCAACGGCUCGCAGACACCCACCGAACAGUUCUUCGAAAAGAAAGUGCUGUCGAUGAGCGACGGCAUAGAGUUCCCGGGCGGCAUGCGGUGGGAGCUCGCGGCCUGCCUGAUCUGCGCCUGGGUGCUGGUCUACUUCGCCCUCUGGAAGAGCAUCAAGUCAUCCGCCAAAGUGCGCUACAUCACGACGACACUGCCCUUCCUUCUCAUCAUAGUGUUCCUCGGCCGCUCCCUGACGCUGGACGGCGCGGAUGUCGGCUUGAGGUUCUUCUUCAAGCCGGACUGGGAGCUGCUGAAGCAGUCCCGGCCGUGGGUGAACGCGGCGUCGCAGAUCUUCAACUCGAUCGGCAUCGCGUUCGGGUCCAUGAUCAUGUUCGCGUCGUACAACCGCUUCGACAACAACUUCCUGCACGACACGCUGGCCGUGUCGCUCGUCAACGCCGUCACCAGCCUCAUCGUGGGCAUCUUCACCUUCGCCACCAUCGGGAACAUCGCCUUCGAGCAGAACACCUCCGUCAAGGAUGUUAUUGCCGAUAGUCCAGGAUUAUUAUUCGUGGUUUAUCCGCAAGCGAUCGCGAAGAUGCCGGCAUCACAAUUAUGGGCGGUGUUGUUCUUCUUUAUGUUUCUUUGUCUUGGACUUAAUAGUCAGUUCGCGAUAGUGGAGGUGGUGGUGACGUCGAUCCAGGACGGGUUCCCGGACAUGAUCCGGCGGCGGCUGGUGUACCACGAGCUGCUGGUGCUGCUGGUGUGCGUGGUCUCGUUCCUCUGCGGGCUCCCGCACAUCAUCCACAGCGGGAUCUACGUGUUCCAGCUCAUGGACUACUACGCGGCGUCGCUCAGCAUCACCUACCUCGCGUUCUUCGAAGUCGUCGCCAUCGCCUGGUUCUACGGCGUCGGCCGGCUCUCCAAGAACAUCAAGGAGAUGACAGGUCGCGCGCCGAACCUCUACUUCCGCAUGUGCUGGCUGGUGUGCUCCCCGGCGCUGCUGCUGGCGCUGUGGGUGGCCAGCCUCGUGGACUACACGCCGCCCAGCUACCGCCAGUACCAGUACCCGCCGUGGGCGCAGGCGCUGGGCUGGAUCCUGGCUUCGUUGUCGCUGUUAUGUAUACCCGUGUAUGCUGUGGCCGUGGUGAUACGCUCCCCGGGAGACACGCUGGGAGAGAAAUUCCGCAACUCGAUCCGUCCGACGUCGAUGUGCGAGUGCGGCGUGGCGGGCUGCGACGCGUGCUGCUCCGACUCGGAGGCCGUCGACGACAAGCCCACGCUGCGCUAGUCUCCAACUCCACUGCCGCACUGACGCCACUAGCCGACCAAUGCAAUAACGAGACGAGCCCCGAAGUUGAUAGGGGAGAUUUGAAAUUGGAACGGCAUUUGAUUGGCGAUCGGAGUAGCUAUGAAUCAAAGGGCAUAGGAAUAGGUGUAACAAUUUUGAGCGAGUAGAACGACUCUAUUAUGUCCGGGGAUUAACAAUACUCCAAGAAAAAGUCAGUGCUCUAAGUUAGUGCAGUGAGAAUUAACAACACAUAUUCCAGUUUAAUGGCUGCAGAGUUGUAUUAUAGAUGUUGCACCAACUUGAUAUAGAUCGCGGUUCGAAACCCGGUCGUGUGUUGCGAAAUAGUUUGUUUAAUUACUUGCAAUAACUUGUGGCCAGCCCAAGUAGGUAACCUACUUGAGCCCACACCUUAGAAUGUGGUUCUCUGUGGAACUCGAGAAAAGCUACAAUUAUAAUAUUAUUAAUCCAUCAGUUAUGAUUAUCACAUCCACAUUUCCUUGCCCAACACAUAAGUAUAUAAAUGACUAGUACUUUAUUACCUACAUUAAUCUAAAAACCCAGAUAAGCUGUUCAAAAGUAAUAUUGGUAGGUAUUAGCAAGAAUACUUGUGAAUAGGUAGAUAUCUACUUAUGUUUUUGCCUGUGUGAUUUUUAUCUAGGUCUUACAGUUUAGAUGUUUUAAAAUUGCAGUCUAAUAGAGCUACAAAAACCAGUUCAAAGUACAAACAGAUAAAAUGUCAUCAUUUCUUUAAAAUUAAUUGUUACCAGCUUUUUUUUCCAGUACAACCAAUGUGAGUUGUUCUUUUAGUUUAUAUUGAAAAUUUUAAAAAGUACAUUUAUGAUGAAUAAGUACAUUCCAUAAAAUAAACUGCAUAAAUUAUAGCUAAGUUUAUUGAUUUUAGGUCUAAUUAAUUACAAACAUUCCAGUUCUACUCAUAUUUAAUAAUAUUAUUAAGAUUUGACUACUUCUUAGUUUGUAAGGCUUAAUUAAAUAAGAGUAAUGUGAUUAUUUAUUUUCUUGGACUUGUGUGUUACUAAAGUUAAGAACUGUUACCUCAAGUAAAUAAUGCCUCAUGUUUGAUUACCAACAAUGUACAUUAAAGUACAUAAUUAAAAAUAUAUAAUAAAUAUAUUUAUGUACCAAGUACAAGCCCAUGUGAGCCCCCAGUUACAAAGACCCAUGAAUAUUGAAAAUAUAAUUAUAAUUAUUUCAAAACCAA